AUGCGCAUUCUCGUCGGUCUCAUCAUCGCUAUCGCUGUUAACGCCAUCCUCAACUCUAAACCGUCUGGCAACUAUUGCGGUUAUCCUGUUAUCACCCCAAGGGGUAAAGGGUUCAUCACGAUCAACAUAGCAGACAGUCACGAAUUCAACAUUUAUGCCGAGUGGACUCCCUUUUUUGGUUGUGAGAGGGCUGGCAUCGAGUAUUACGUGCCCUAUUCGUACGAUGACUCGACACAGGAUGUGACCGUCACGGAUACGAGCAAGCUGCAGGAUCUGAUCACCAAAAUAGAUGCUCCCAUGAGACCCUCUGAUCUCGCUCAUCUACAUUAUGAUGGCAAUGCUCUGCACGUCGUGGCUUUCAAAUACCUCUAUUUGAAACCAUGCUAG
Molecule: messenger RNA, 387 nt
Organism: Perkinsus marinus ATCC 50983
Lineage: Eukaryota; Perkinsozoa; Perkinsida; Perkinsidae
Exons: 1
Coding region: 1-387 (128 amino acids)
Source: RefSeq, a predicted model, not a curated record